AUGUCAACAUCAUCGGCAACUAAAUAUGAAAUAAUUGAAUCUAAUCUUAAUCGUUACUUCUGUAUUAUUUUACUUAUACUUGGUACAUUUGGUAAUACAUGUAAUAUUUGUAUUUUCAUACGUCCAAAACUUCGACCAAUUCCUUGUUCAUGGUAUUUUCUUGCAUCUACAUGUGCAAAUUUCAUUGCUCUUUAUAUGGGAUGUCUUACCCGUGUUUUAACUACAUUUAAUAUUGGUCCUCAAACCACAAUUGCAUUGGCUAUCUAUUGUAAAACACGUUCAUAUUUAAUCUACGGAAGUUUAUCUUUAUCAAUCUGGCUUAUAAUCGGUGCUUGUAUUGAUCGAUGGGCAUCAAGUUGUAGAAAUACACGAAUACGAUCGUUUAGUAAUGUUAAAAUAGCUAAACGUGUUAUUAUUGGUUUAACUUUUAUUAUAUAUCUUAUUUAUGGUCAGAUGUUUUAUUGUUUUAAUGGUACAUAUGAUUCAACGUCAGCAAAUUGUUUUACUAUAUCUGCUAUAUGUCAAUGGUAUAAUAGUUUUGCUCUUUUUUUCACUUAUUCUUUUUUUCCUUGCUUGCUCAUGUUAAUAUUUGGAUCAUUAACUAUUUGUAAUGUACGACGUAGUCAACAACGUCUAACUCCAACACAGAAUAUACUUUUAAAAAUGCAAAACAAUAAGAAAAAAACACCAAAACAAAUGGCUAUUAUGCUAUUCGUACAAGUUAUUUGUUCUAUUAUUCUUUCAUUACCAAUUUCUAUACAAAAUAUUUAUAGUCAAAUAACGAUAAAUAAUGAAAAAUCAUAUGAUCAACAACGUAUAGAAGAAAUUCUUGAUACUUUAUUUGUACUUGUAUCUUUAAUGAAUAGUUCAAUAUCAUUUUAUAUUUUUACACUUACAGGACAAAUAUUUCGAGAAGAAUUAAAGAAAUUUUUAUUUUGUAAAUUUAGAAUUCCUUUUCGAUCUUCAUGA
Adineta steineri is the source of this 969-nucleotide messenger RNA. NCBI's taxonomy places the organism in Eukaryota, Metazoa, Rotifera, Eurotatoria, Adinetida, Adinetidae. The record is from the annotation of a GenBank genome assembly.